GUGAUUAUGGCAUUGGCGGCGCAUUUACAAUUGGUAGAGGCAGAAAAACAGAAGUUACGUACCCAGGUGCGAAGAUUGUGCCAGGAAAAUGCAUGGUUACGUGAUGAAUUAGCUUCCACUCAACAAAGAUUGCAAGCCAGUGAGCAAACUGUGGCUCAGUUGGAAGAAGAGAAGCGGCAUCUGGAAUACAUGAGUUCUAUAAGUAAAUAUGACCAGGACGUGAAUGAAGAUAAUACUUCUGAGAAUCCAAAGAAUGAAAAGCCUGAUCCAGUUGUCGAUCUAUUUCCUGAUGAUGAUACUGAUGAUAGACACAAUAUGUCUCCCACUCCUCCAAAUCAGUUGCAAUUAUCUCAACAGGUUAAUGCUGGCUAUGAAAUUCCCGCUCGUCUACGAACAUUACACAAUUUAGUCAUUCAGUAUGCUUCUCAGGGCAGAUAUGAAGUUGCCGUUCCCCUUUGUAAGCAGGCUUUAGAAGAUUUGGAAAAAACCAGUGGACAUGAUCAUCCAGAUGUUGCUACAAUGCUGAAUAUUUUAGCUCUAGUUUACAGAGAUCAGAAUAAAUACAAGGAAGCAGCUAAUCUUCUCAACGAUGCUUUGGCAAUAAGAGAAAAAACUCUUGGUGAAAAUCAUCCAGCAGUAGCUGCUACCUUGAACAAUUUAGCUGUUCUCUAUGGAAAGCGAGGAAAAUAUAAGGAAGCUGAACCUCUCUGUAAGAGAGCAUUGGAUAUAAGAGAAAAUAAUCGUCAUCAGGGUAAAUAUGAAGAGGUUGAGAAAUAUUACCAGAGAGCGUUGGAAAUUUAUGAAAAAAGGUUGGGUGCUGAUGACCCUAAUGUUAGUAAGACAAUGAAUAAUCUAGCUUCUUGUUAUUUGAAACAAGGCAAGUACAAAGAAGCUGAAGUUCUCUACAAGCAGAUUCUCAAUAGAGCACACGAACGGGAAUUUGGAACUAUUGACGUUGACAAUAAACCAAUUUGGCAAGUAGCCGAAGAACGAGAAGAAAAUAAGGCAAAGAACAGAGAGAAUGCACCAUAUGGUGAAUAUGGAGGAUGGCAUAAAGCCGCAAAAGUAGAUUCCCCGACAGUAACUACCACAUUGAAAAAUUUGGGAGCAUUGUAUAGACGACAAGGAAAAUACGAAGCUGCAGAAACUCUGGAAGAUUGUGCACUUAGAAGUAGAAAAGAG
Leptinotarsa decemlineata (Colorado potato beetle) is the source of this 1182-nucleotide messenger RNA. RefSeq names its product Kinesin light chain (gene Klc). Gene Ontology annotation, molecular function: kinesin binding. Gene Ontology annotation, cellular component: cytoplasm; kinesin complex. Lineage: Eukaryota; Metazoa; Arthropoda; Insecta; Coleoptera; Chrysomelidae. Gene Ontology annotation, biological process: microtubule-based movement. The record is from RefSeq and is a predicted model, not a curated record.